AUGUCUGUUGCACUCGCUGUUUGGAGCGUUCGCGUCGAGCCAGGAAAGAUAAGCAAGGUCGUUCCUCAGGGAGAUAUCCGCAUCACGGGUGCUGCACUCGAUGCUGAGCUCAAAGACCAGAAAACGCGUUCAUCCGUCAAGCUCACAUACAUGAUACCUCAGGCUGCCGACGAGGACGAAGAAGAGCAAGAUGAAGAGCCUCUUCCUUCGACUACUUCGGUUGUGCUCUGCUCGUUGAUUCCUGGACAGAUUGAGCAAUCUUCUGUUGACCUCGUUAUUAACGAAGAUGACGAAGUAGACUUCGAAAUUGUCGGGAAAAAUGCUAUUUACCUCAGUGGAAACUACAUUAGUAUGCGGCUUGAACAAUCUCCGCAACUCACGGGCUUCUCUGCUAACGAAUCGUCCGAAUUUUAUAGCGACGAAGAGACCUACGAUCUUCGCGACGUCAGCUCAGAUGUUGAAAUGGACGCUUCUGAACUUGACGAGUUAGAGGAGGAUAGUGAAGAAGAAGAUUCUCACCGCUUCGAGGAAAUAAAAGAUGACGCAGAAGAAGCUAAAGCUGUGGUGUCGGGAAAGAAACGUCCUCGCGAGCCCGAUGUCGCCGAGUCAGCAAUAGACGGCGAGACCAAACUUAGCAAGAAGCAGCAGAAGAAGUUGAACAAGAAGUUGAAGGCUGAGGGUGGCGAGGCAGUACCUAAUGGCGAGGUAUCUGCGGAGAAGAAACCCGAAGAAAAGAAGCCGGUGGAGAAGACGGAAGAGAAAAAGGGGAAAGAGAAAAAAAAGGAGAAGAAAGAGGGAGAAAAGGCUGCGCCGAAGAAGCCGGGUGAACUUAAGGAACUUCCGAAUGGCCUGAAGGUUAAGGAUGCCAAGACUGGCACUGGGAAGGCGGCUAAGAAAGGUGAUAUGAUUUCCAUGCGCUAUAUUGGCAAGUUUACAAACGGCAAGGUAUUUGAUCAAAAUACCCAGGGAAAGCCAUUCACUUUUAAACUCGGUGCUGGGGAAGUGAUUAAAGGCUGGGACGAAGGCAUCGCCGGCAUGCAAGCAGGAGGCGAGCGUCUCCUCAUUGUACCUCCAAACCUGGGAUACGGCGCUCGCAAGAUUGAUGGUAUCCCUGCUAACUCUACACUCAGAUUCGAAUGCAAGCUUCUUGAGAUCAAGAGUUGA
This is a messenger RNA of Fomitiporia mediterranea MF3/22, 1164 nucleotides long. Its product is annotated as FKBP-like protein. The record is from RefSeq and is a predicted model, not a curated record. Bases 1 to 1164 code for a protein of 387 amino acids. Lineage: Eukaryota; Fungi; Basidiomycota; Agaricomycetes; Hymenochaetales; Hymenochaetaceae. The transcript has 8 exons. Gene Ontology annotation, cellular component: nucleolus; chromatin. Gene Ontology annotation, molecular function: peptidyl-prolyl cis-trans isomerase activity; macrolide binding.